AUGGGAUUGAUCAAUCUGGUGCUCAAGUCGUUCAUCCUCGUCCUCGACUUACGUGACACCUACGACGCCCUUGACGCGGUUAAGCUUAAAGAGAUCGGAUGCAAUCAGCGACAAGUACUCGUUCGUAAUGCUCAAGAUGGCACCAAGCAUAUCACUACACAGCGCCGUGUCGGCACAUCUAAGCGCAAAGCGGCUGUCAAAUCGGCACUCACUACAGUUCUAGUCUGGAACCUCUUCCACAAAGUCGAGCCCGUGUGCGACCGAACCAUCGCCUGGUUUGUGCCAUUCUACGACUCGUUCAAGACGCUCUUUCUCGUAUGGAUGCUCUCCACUCGCAGCUACGGUGCAGCGAUCCUUCUGCAUCGCUUCCUGGCUCCCAUAAUCCGGCCAUACGAGUCCAUCAUCGAGGGCACAUUCGAUGUCACGUUGGCGCUCGUUGGCUGGCUUGCCAUCCUUUUGGCUCCAGUGCUGGACAAAUUUGCACCAUUAUGGCAAGUGGCUUCAUCCUUCGCUCGCAUCGCUUCGCACUCGGCAUCAGCACACGCAGAAUCAACAUCGCCUCCAUCACGUUUUCAGCCCACAUCAAAAGUAUCGACAGCAGAAAAGGCGAUGAAAAAGCCUCGACCACCGCCGGAUGCUUCAUCAGGGUCUAUCAAGGCUCCUCCAGCCUCUGUACCUUUCAUGGCAAGAGCUGUUGCCGAACCUCAGCCUCGCCUUGUCCCGACGAAAUCACGGCAGGCGCUUGCCAAGAAAGCUUCACAGAGCAACUUGGCUGCGACACGGCGGGUGCUGCAGGAAUUGCCGGUACCUCGGCACGCGUUUGAACCAGUUGCAAGCUCUUCUACGAACGCACCAAAAUCAACUUCAACGACACAGAGCACAGCUGCCCCGCCCGCUACAGCCCCCAUCGUAUCGGUUAGUCGCAAUGGGACACCCGUGAUCAAAGCAAAGCCAUCGGACCCCACACUGGGACCGCGAAGUAUCGCACCGUCCGGCCCUGCUGUCAGUGUUCCACUUACUCCGACCACGGCUGCCAGUUUGGGGCCGCCUCCAACACCGCCAACAGGUCUUCGAAACUAUGCAUUCAUUCCAGGAAUGACACCACAGCGAGCUGGUCGGUCUUCAGUGAUCUCUCCAACACCACGUUUUCCCGGCGGUUUCUCAUUCUCUUUCGCGGCACCUCAAGCGUCCACCUCUAGCAACACAAACCCGUUCCAGUCUCAAGCAAGGGUGCCAGCUACGACACAGAUGGCGCCUCUGUCGCUAUCAUCUCAGACGCAGGCGUUGGCCGGACCGUCGAGUACGCUCGGAGGCAACAACAUCGAUGCCAACAGCAUGACGACGUACGAGAGUGUGCCCGCAGCACAGUACGACCGCAUAGUCCCUCCACCGAACGGAACAGCGAGAAUGCGGAAAGCAUCGUCUCUGCGGUCUCUCAAGAGUGCUGCCGCGUCGGACGCAAAACGCGCAGCAUCGAAGACGUUGACUGCCUCUACCAGCAAGAAGCGCAGUCGACCCGAUGAGGCCACUGAAGGGAGCGUCAGUGUAGAAGGUCAACCCGCCGCAGCCACCACAUCACCGCGAAAGCGUCCCAAAGCUGCACCGAGCAAGACCUCAUCCAGCAAAACAACAGCUUCAGCCUCAGCAAAAACACGACCGACGGCAAAGGUAGGAAGCGUCAAUGCACAGGCUGCUACCAGCGCAGCUAAACGUGCUGCGACGCGAAAGAAAGCCACAGCGAACGGUGGACAGCGCACUGCCAAGAAAUUUGCACCUUCUCAGGCCACCGCUGAAACCACAGAAGAGAGCAUGUCACUUUCGAAUAGCGGUGACAAGGAAAAGCGAAAAGCUGCAAGCUCUCCGCGUAAGAAAGCAACGUCGACCUUUGGCGAGACAGGUGCGGCAUCGAGAAAGCCAAGCGCUCAGCGAACAGCAACCAAGAAGAGCUCCUUAGCGAGCGCUUCCCGUAGCACAUCCGUCGAGGCUUCCGAAGCAUCAGAGCCUCCGCAAAGAUUGACCCGUAGCCGCACCAAACAAAACCUCGCCGGCUGA
Ustilago hordei is the source of this 2052-nucleotide messenger RNA. RefSeq lists its product as uncharacterized. NCBI's taxonomy places the organism in Eukaryota, Fungi, Basidiomycota, Ustilaginomycetes, Ustilaginales, Ustilaginaceae. Bases 1 to 2052 code for a protein of 683 amino acids. The transcript has a single exon. The record is from RefSeq and is a predicted model, not a curated record.